Molecule: messenger RNA, 627 nt
Organism: Rotaria sp. Silwood1
Lineage: Eukaryota; Metazoa; Rotifera; Eurotatoria; Philodinida; Philodinidae
Source: the annotation of a GenBank genome assembly
AUGACGACAGUCAAUGCAUCAAAUUUAUGUUCAAUCUGCAAUAAAUCAUCAGUUAAAUACAUUUGUAUUGGAUGUAAAAAAAAUUUUUGUUCGAAAGAUUUCGAAGAACAUGAACAACAACUAUCAAUAAAAUUCGAUAAUGAAAUAGUGAGAUCUCACAAUGAACUUCUUGAACAAAUUCAAAAGUUAGAAAAAUCAAAUUAUUUAUCAUUGAAUCUUUUUGCUCAAAUUGAACAAUGGAAAAAAACAACAAUCAAUAAAAUAGAAAACGUAGCAGAAAGAGCUCAUCAUGAACUUAUCGAACUAAUUGAUAAACAAAGAAUGAAAAUAACAAAACAACUUGAAUCAAUUACAAAAGAUAUUCGUUCCUGUCAAGAAGAAGAAAUUUUUCUUGAAAAUGAUAUUGAUCGAUUGAAACAAAAGAUCAAUGAAAUUCAACAAAAACUUGAACAAUUUAUUCGAAAACAUACAAAUAUAAGCAUCAUUGUUGAUAAUGAUCAAAUUGAUUGGAAUCGACUCAUCUAUUUCAAAGAAAAACAACCAAACUGUGAGUAUAUUGAACUAAAAAAUAUAGAAGAAAACAAAUUUUUCAAUGAAUCCAUUCAAUUUAAUUCAUUUAUAGAUUAG